Molecule: messenger RNA, 4770 nt
Organism: Ornithorhynchus anatinus (platypus)
Lineage: Eukaryota; Metazoa; Chordata; Mammalia; Monotremata; Ornithorhynchidae
Gene: ADAM11
Product: ADAM metallopeptidase domain 11
Exons: 27
Coding region: 41-2458 (805 amino acids)
Biological process (GO): proteolysis
Molecular function (GO): metalloendopeptidase activity
Source: RefSeq, a predicted model, not a curated record
CCCGGCCCCCGCGGCUCCCCGGGAAGAUUAUGAGGGAAACAUGAGGCUGAUGCGGCGCUGGGUUUUGGCGGCUUCCUUGGUCCUCCUCCUCCGGCCAGGUCCCGGAUCCUCGAGGUCCCCGCCUCCCGGAGCCCUGCGCUGGGGUCCGGUGGGGCCGGGCCCCGGGCCCGGGGAGCCGCCCGCCUCCGAGCUGACCCGGCCCAGCCGGCUGGUGCGAGGCCGGGCCGGGGGAGAAGUCCGCAAGCAACAGCUGGACACCCGGGUCCGCAAGGAGCCGCCCCGGGGGCCGACAGAGCACCUGGCUCGGGUGAGCUUCCUCAUUCAGGCCUUCAGUUUGGCCUUCAUCCUGGAUCUGGGGCUGAAUCACCACCUCUUGUCUUCCCAGUACGUGGAGCGCCACUUCGGUCGCGACGGGAGCCUGCGGCACAGCUCGGGGGCUGGAGAGCACUGCUACUACCAGGGCCGACUGCGUGGAAAUCCACAAUCCUUCGCUGCCUUAUCCAGCUGCCAGGGGUUGCAGGGCGUCUUCUCAGAUGGAAACUUUACCUACACACUGGAGCCUCAGGAGACUGCCUCGCCGACCCCAAACCCAAACCCAAAGAUGCCACGGGAACGAGUUAUAGGACAUGGGAGCCGGGCUGGACUGGGCGGACACUCCCAGGGUGUAGAGGAGGGACCCGUUCCCCACCUCAUCUAUCGGUCCCCCGCUUCCCGCCCGGCUGUGGGCUGCACAGAGCCAGGGUGCCUGUUUGACGCCCCCGGCCUCGGCCUGGCUGCCCCGCCCCGGGCCCGACUAAGGAGGAAAAGGCAGGUCCGGCGGGGACACCACACGGUCCACAGUGAGACCAAGUACGUGGAGCUGAUCGUCGUCAAUGAUCACCAGCUGUUUGAGCAACUGCGCCAAUCCGUCAUCCUCACCAGCAACUUUGCCAAGUCCGUGGUGAACCUGGCCGACGUGAUGUACAAGGAGCAGCUGAACACGCGCAUCGUGCUGGUUGCCAUGGAGACCUGGGCGGCGGGGGACAAGGUCCGGGUGCAGGACGAGCCGCUGGACACGCUGGGCCGCCUCAUGCGCUACCGGCGGGAGGCCAUGCCCGAGCCCAGCGACGCCGUCCACCUCUUCUCGGGCAGGACCUUCCAGAGCUCUCGCAGCGGCACGGCCUACGUCGGGGGGAUCUGCUCCCCGGCUAGGGGAGGGGGCGUCAACGAGUACGGCAACGUGGGGGCCAUGGCGGUGACCCUGGCCCAGACCCUGGGCCAGAACCUGGGCAUGAUGUGGAACACGCAUCGCACCUCGGCAGGGGAGUGCAAGUGUCCGGACACCUGGCUGGGCUGCAUCAUGGAGGACACGGGGUACUACCUGCCGCGCAAGUUUUCCCGCUGCAGCCUGGACGAGUACAGCCGGUUCCUGCAGGAGGGCGGCGGCGGCUGCCUCUUCAACAAGCCCCUGAAACUCCUGGACCCCCCCGAGUGCGGGAACGGCUUCGUGGAGGCCGGAGAGGAGUGUGACUGCGGCUCGCUGGCGGAGUGUGCCCGCGGCGGCGGCAGCUGCUGCAAGAAAUGCACCUUGACCCACGAUGCCAUGUGCAGCGACGGGCUGUGCUGCAGGGGCUGCAGGUACGAGCCACGGGGGGUGUCGUGCCGCGAGGCGGUCAACGAGUGUGACGUCCCGGAGACCUGCACGGGAGACUCCAGCCAGUGCCCCCCUAACCUGCACAAACUGGACGGUUACUACUGUGAAAACGACCAGGGCCGUUGCUACGGAGGCCGCUGCAAAACUCGGGAUCGCCAGUGUCGGGCCCUCUGGGGCCAAGGUGCCGCUGACCGGUUCUGCUACGAGCGGCUGAACGUGGAGGGCACCGAGCGGGGCAACUGUGGGCGGAAAGGCUCCGGCUGGGUCCAGUGCAACAAGCAGGACGUGCUCUGUGGCUUCCUUCUCUGCGUCAACAUCUCGGGGACCCCCAAGCUCGGGGACUUGAGCGGGGACAUCAACAGCUUCACGUUUUACCAUCAGAGCAAGGAGCUGGACUGCAGGGGUGGGCACGUGCAGCUGGCGGACGGCUCGGACCUGAGCUACGUGGAGGACGGGACGCCCUGCGGCCCCAACAUGCUCUGCCUGGACCACCGGUGCCUGCCGGCCGCCGCCUUCAACUUCAGCUCCUGCCCCGGAAGCUGGGACCGAAAGAUCUGCUUCGACCACGGGGUUUGCAGCAACGAAGGCAAAUGCAUCUGCCACCCGGACUGGACCGGCAAGGACUGCAGCGUCCACGACCCCCUGCCCGCGCCCCAGCCCACCGGCGAGACGGAGCGAUACAAGGGGCCCAGCGGCACCAACAUCAUCAUCGGCUCCAUCGCGGGGGCAGUGUUGGUGGCGGCCAUCGUACUGGGCGGCACCGGCUGGGGCUUCAAGAAUAUUCGGCGCGGCAGGUACGACCCGACCCAACAGGGGACAGUGUAACCCCGCCGCCUCCACCGUGUCCAUCCCACCUGCCCAACUCCAUCUGCGCCUCCCUCGUGCCCGUCCCUCGCCGUCUGCAUCCCAUCCAUCCUCCCCCAUUGGGCCGGCAGGAGGGGUCCCGGCCCGGGCCCGUCUCCGGCGUCCUCCACCCCAGGGGCAGCUCCCCGACUCCUCCUUCCCCGGUCCCCCUCCUGGUCUUGCCCCGACCUCCCGACCGGAGGCCGAAGCUCCCCACUUCACCCCCAAAGCCCCUCAUACCGGCCCCAAGACCCCCCAGGCCUGUCCCGAGGCCUGUCCGUCCGUGUCGUCUCCAUCCCAUCCCAUUCGCUGUCAUCCCGGCUGUCCACACUCUGGUCCCGGGCCUGCCUCCGCUCCUGGCCCGGACCCCUUCCCCCCCCAGUGGAGGGGUGUCGGCGGGGGGGAGAGGGGGAGGGAUCCUGUCGCCCCCUUCCCCUCCCGCGGUCCGUCGUCUGAGCCCCUCUCUCUGUUCCAGGUCUGGUGGCGCCUAGGCCCCUCUCCCCACCCCACCCUUCCCGUGCCCAUUGUCUACACUCUCAGGGGCAAAGGACCCUCCCCCCAUCGCCCGGCACCGAAGGGCCACAAGCAAGUCUUCCGGGGGCCACGGGGCCAGAGUCACGGGAGGGACCCCAGCGUGGUGACUCAGGGGCUCCGGUCCGCCCCCACCCCCACCCUGCGCUGGCGGAGGUGCUCCGGGCGGGAGGACCCUCCCCCCUGCCCCGUCCCCGGCCCCACAUCCGACUUUGCCCGGCCCAGAACUCUUCCCUCCCCCUCCCCGGCAGCCGUGGUCUGGGACUUGGCCAGGGACCAGGCUCUGCUCCAGACUGUACCAGCGGGCAGGGGGUGGGGGGGAGACAGCCUCUGCCAGCCUCUUGCAGCCCCAGUUUCGCCCUGGCACGGGCCCGAUCUCGCCCUCAGCACAGCCCUCAAGAGGAACAGAACGCCGCGGGAACCGGCCUCGGGGAGGUGGCAGGGGGUCGACCCCGGCCCCGUCCGGUGCCCGCCUCCCGACUCUGCACCGUGGCAGGCGGCCGCCUGCUGUCGGGGGCGUCGGCUCCGGCCCGGCCCAGGCCCCGCGGCGGGGGCCCCGGUCCCCGUACUAGCCGUCCAAGUCGGACUGAGCACCGGGAUGGAUCAGAGCUGGGCCGGUACGGGCCCGUGAAGCCGGAGGCACCGGGGCCUGCACCGGGAGAGCCAGAGCCAGACCCUGAUUAACCGCCACCCCACCCCAAAUGUUCAGGUUUAGCGGCGCCCUGAUCUGGGGCCGCUCCCAAGGGAACUGGAGUUCCCUGCCUGCACUAGGGUCGGGGAGGGUGAACUGCCUUCCGAGGGAGAGGCUAAAGGGGGGCUCUGACCAAGGGGAAGAAUGUAGGGGGGUGGGGUCUGGUCCCGGAGGCUUGUCGCACCCCCUUCUCCACCCGCUUUCCUCUCCGAGGGGCCCGUCUGCUUUCCCAGUAGCUCCUAGUUCUGGCUCGGGGGCCCACCCCUCAAGACCGAAGAGGAGCCAGAUCCACAGCUUCUCCCAGAGGGAGGGGGGUCCCAGCUCUGCCCACCGUUGGGGGGGGCGAUGAGGAUGGUGGGUGGUAAAGGUGGGGGGCCCCGUCUGGGGCGGGAGCUCUGGAGCCCAAGCCAGGAAAAUCCCCCCCCUACCCCAGGACUGCAGCUCCCCAAUACAGGGUCGACGUCCGGGUCUGGAGGGAGGGGCCGAAGGCCUCCGCGGGGCAGGCCGAGUGAGAUCUGGUCACUCGCCGCCCGUCCAGGGCACAACUGGAUUCUCGGGGGGGUGGGGGGAGGGCGGGUCCGGUCUCCCUGCUGGCCGGGAGCGGGGCGGUCCAGGGUAGGGGUGGGUGCCCCCGGGCUCUGGGGCAGUUCGAGGGCAUCGCCAAGGUAACGGUUGACCCCGCCGGGGGCCACCUCCGCCCGCCCACCCACCCUUCCAGGGCAAAGGGAUUCUGUACUGGGGCAGCGAUGCCUUAUCUAGACUCCGGGGCAGAACCCGUGCGUGCGUGUGUGUGUCUACACGUGUUGGCACGAGUGCGUGCACCUGCGUGAAUACCUCUGCGCUCACAUGUAUACACGUGUGUUUACCCGUGUGUCUGCGUGGUGGGGGCCGGGGGCCCGUCGGGAUCCUCUCGCUGGCUCGGCACCACCCCUCGUCUAGAUUUCUGCAGCUGCUGCCAACUGCCCACACGGCCCCUGUAAAUACACCGGGGGGAGGGGAGGGUGGGGGGCUUAGGGCAGGGAAUUAAAGACUGACCCGGCGGGGCUUCCAAUGGGCCCGCGGGUUCACGCCA